GAGAAAGCGGCUCUCAAUAAUAGGGUUUCCUUCCUCUCUUUCUCCAAAACUAAACAUCCAAGGCGAUUGAUUCUGUCGUGUGGCCGCGCGAUAAGCAAACGCAGGGGCGGAAGAACGGCGGAGAUGACUUCCAAGAUUAUGCUGAAGCCAAAGGGGAAGGCCGCCAAGAAGAUCGCAGUGACAUCGGAGGACGAAGACGGAGGAGCGGUGGCGGCGGUGUCCAAAUUCGUGAAGGUGUGGGGCACGUGGACUGCGAAGAAGGCCAAAGUCGUAGCCCAUUACGGCUUCAUCCCCUUAAUCAUCAUCAUCGGCAUGAACUCCGAGCCCAAACCCUCUCUCUCGCAGCUCCUUUCUCCCGUCUGAACAAUCCAUCCGCAGUAAUGAAGUACUAUGCCCUGUUCUUCUUCACUUUCCAUUAGUCGAUUUCACAGUUUCUAUUAGCCAUAUGUUGAGAGCUGAUACUUUUAUCUCGUCCUUUGUUUUUUUGAUGUGGUUCAGUGAGAUGCCAACUUCUUAAAAACCUGUUUAUACUUCCUGCUUUUAAGAACAUCAUAUCGACUCAAUAAUUAGAAUUGUUUUUUGUUCGGAUCAUUGGUGUGUUCAUACUUUCUUGCUUUCAAGUUAUAUCGUACAUCAAUGGCAGGCAGUUCUUAAGCUUGCAUAUGAAGUUUUUUUAAUUGCAGGUUAUCAACAAAUGUGGGUGCUUUCAAAGACAUCUGUUAUCCUUUUGUGUGUUAAUUUCUUGAAAAAAAAGAGGGGAACCAGACAAUCCACUGCGACAAUCCGAAUCCCCAAAUCUCUAAGUGAAGGAACCAGACAAUGAAGGGAUAAUUAAGAAAGCUAUUGCCAUUAU
Molecule: messenger RNA, 853 nt
Organism: Cuscuta campestris
Lineage: Eukaryota; Viridiplantae; Streptophyta; Magnoliopsida; Solanales; Convolvulaceae
Source: the annotation of a GenBank genome assembly